Molecule: messenger RNA, 4127 nt
Organism: Ooceraea biroi (clonal raider ant)
Lineage: Eukaryota; Metazoa; Arthropoda; Insecta; Hymenoptera; Formicidae
Source: RefSeq, a predicted model, not a curated record
AAAAUAUCGAAUAAUCGAUAAUAUCGAAUAUCGAUAAACAUCUCUAGUUGCGUCUGUGGCGCGAAAACAAGUUCUCCGAAUGUUUCCGUCAGUCGCGUCGACAUAACCUAACCUAUCAAAUUAAUUCAAUGUUGGUGCUGUCGAAUAAACACGCGAAAUAUGUUCAUUAUUGUUUCUCAUUUUGUACAUUCUUUUGUCGCGGAAUGAUUUAUUGAUAAUUUAAAUGUUGAAUUACCUUUUUCAAGUGGAUGAAUAGGUGUAUUAUUAUAUUGAAACAUACCGCAAACUGCUUGCAAACUGAAGGAAAAGAGAAGUGCUUCAUUACAUUCAUUCACAUCUCUUUAAAUUUAUUCGUUGCUUGAUACUAAUGUAUGUAUACCGCGUAUAUUGUGUAAUUGGCAUGUGCGUUGAAAUUGAUAUUUGCAAGUGAUGAAGUGAUUUGUUGCAAUGAACAUUUAUUCCGGGCUGUGAUCGUGAAAGUGUUCUUCUAAUCUGUAAGAUCCUUCUUAAGAAUAUGCAAUAAUUGGUGAAGGGAAUAUAAACUCUCCGAGUCUCUCAAAGCAUUAUUCUAGAGUGUGUCAAAGAUGUCAAAUGGAAAUAUAUCUCUUGCCUUCCUUGAGCGUUCCUCUGGACCACAUGAUCUCGACGAUCAAGUUUCUAGGCUAAAAGCACUAUUAGAAAACCAUAGUUUCUCUUUCGAUAUAGAACAGUCACUAGAGGCAUUGAAGCAAUGUUUAUCAAUGUGCACGACCGAAUCACUCGACGAGCAAAUCUUCAGCAAAAUUUUGCCAAAAGCUCAUCAUUUUCUAUCAGAGGUUUUAAAGGAUAUAGACAAUAUAAUAACAGAUAAUAAUAUAAACAUCGACGAUUUGGAUGAUGUCAAGCGCAAAUUGGACAUCAGUGAUGGACUACUUGUUUUCUGGAAAAGAUGCUUGGAAUGUGUUUCCGCACUUGGGAACGUUCGGGCAUGCUAUGUGUUUUCAUUAUGUGAUAUUCUGCCUAAAAUUGUAAUAAUCGUCUUUAAACAUUGCAAAGCCAGCUCAAAAUAUGGAGUGUUAUUGAACGGAACAAUACAGGAGCUGAGAAAUUUGUUCGCGAAGGCGAGCUCGAUCUUCAAGCUAUUUUUUACCGCUUUGGACAGCGUAAUCGUCUUCGACAUGAAUGUGCAGUCGGAAAUGGAGCUGUUAAUGAAAGUGAUUGAUGCGUAUGGCGACGUUGCUUCCAUCGCAAAUGGAAUGGACACCAAAACAUUCGUUGAAUUCACCGAGGCAUUCUUCAAACUGGCGAUUGUUCAUCAGAAUAAUAUCAAGCCAUGCAGCAUCACGACACAUCUUGGUCGAAUGGCAAAAGAUAUAUCUUACUUUUUGUCAGUCAACAAGGAGCAGAAGAGUAAUAAUAUGGAUCGCACAAUGAUGGCUGUUACACGUUUGUUGAAAAUACUUGAGAAAUUAACAACGGUUUAUAGCGCAUUACUCACAUAUCAGACAAUAUCAAACUUGAUUGAACUUUUGGCACAAAUGCACGGAUAUUUAUAUUUACAUCUAACAAAAGAUGGUGAAAAAAUACUCCCAAUCAGUGCGGCAUCUUUUUUAGAUAUCAUCUUUAAUCACGACAAUUUCAAACAGGUAUACUUCGAAUACGGUAGGCAAAUUACUUCAAAUGGUAAAUAUGAGCAUCGAUUAGCUUAUCAGCUACUGACCAUCGCCAUCAUGAAAAAAAUAAAUCGUAUGCCGUACGAGUGCCAUUGCAAAUGGUCUCUGGGUCCAGAUUCGAUCCUGGAUGUUGCUCUCACAUUUAUAAAAUAUUUUGAAGAAGAAAUAUGCACUGAGAAAUCACGAUUACUGGGCGCUCAUGAAAUCGGCGAACGACCACGAUUGAUCAACAUCUAUGAGGCAACUCUGGUGCCUGUUUGCGGUCUGGUCACUCAGAUCACACCAGAAGCUUUUUGUACGGUUGAGCUGCUUUUAUUGAAACAUCUGCUAUCUGGUUGUCUAUGGAGUUCUCUACUGAGCUCAGAUGUUUGGUAUUUUAUUGCUAGAGUUGGCACAUCACAGUUAUGCGCUAAUCAUAUCAACUACUUGAUCAAAAUUUCGGCGGUUUUGCGAGAAAGAUCUGAUAGUAUAGAAGCAGUCAUGGUGGAUAACACAAUUGUCAGACUGUAUGAACUACUGACUGCAGAUGUGAAAAUUUCUUUAAUUGGGGAUCUUGUCGAUUUAGAUAUUCUGAAUCAUUCUGCAUCUUAUAUUGUAUAUUUUUUAACACCGAAAGCUAAAGUUGUUUAUUCAGAAUACCAGCAUGAUUUCAAGAAUUUGUCGAAGAUUUUUUGGAAUUUACAAGAAUAUCCUUCUGUUCACAACUGGAAGCUUCUUAGACGACAUUUAUCUCCAGUAGUGGCAGUGGAUUAUAGCGGUAAUGAAAAUGUUACCGAUAUUCUUCCUAAAAUAUGGAGUUUUGUGAGUGAUGCAGUCACCGAAUGCGAUAGCAAGCAACUGGACAUAUUGUCCAACUUAAUCGUUAUCCUGCUUCAUGUUACUCAUCUCAGAAGUUUUCAAGAUGAUGUCUCACAUUUGAUUCUGACAUCCAUUGAAAAUUCAUGUGUCUGUCUGUUAUCUCGAGGCAAGAUCGAGGUCUGUCAAUUUUUACAAAAGUGUGUCGAAGAUUUUGAUCGGUACGCAGUUCAAGCCAUUGCACUUAAUUUGACUGGACUGUUUGGUCGUCUAUUACAGACUGACAGUCCUUGGGUACGCCAAGAGACUCUAGAGACCUUUGAACGUGUAGGUCACGUAUGCUCAGAACAGCUGGUUGCUGAAAUAGCACGAAUUCUAGCUAAGAUAUCGGAUGUUAAUAACAUUAUGCAAGCUUAUUUAUCCUCAAAGCCAUGCUACACCCUUACGGGUUUUGCAGACGUACAGAACUACUUCAAACACUUGGCUAGAGCUUUUCAAAAUUGCCGCAAAGAACACACGUGUUACGAAUACUACGAAUCCAAGAAAGAGGAAAAGAUACCGAGAUUGGAGAAGAUGGAAAGUUUGCAAAACAUUAUCGUCCCGGUAUCAACCCAAUUAGACGCUCAAGCAGAAGAAUUGUACAGGGAAUUGACGAAGGUAUUGGAAGGUCAAGCUGUUGUCAAUAACACAGUCUGUAGAAAACUGAAAACUAUCUUGGAAAAAAUUCUUGACGGUUCCGAGAAAUAAAGUUUCAUAGAAUUCACAGAAAGUCGCGUUAUUUUGUACAAAGAAUAAAAAUUAUAAUUUGUUUUUUUUAAAUAUAAGAUGUUAUCUAAUAACUUAUAAAUAAAAACGUAUGAUAUACAGGAAAAGAUUACUUUUCAAUCUCAGCAGAUUCGGAUCGAAAGAUAAGAAGCUUACAAAGUAGUCCAUUUGUUCCUUUUUAAUGAAGUUUUGCGGAUACAAAAUUAGUAAUAAUCAAUAAUCCUAUUUUCUCUAUGUGUUGACAUAUUUUUAUACACAUUUUUACUAUUCAGUUAUCAAUAAUUGAUUAACAAUUGACAAAAAUAGUUAACAUAAUAUAAAAAUCAAUGAUACAAUCGAUUGAAUAAAAUUUACAUUAACAUAUUAAAACUUUUUAAAUUAAUGCUCUCCGGUUAACGUAUUAAUUUCGGUAGAAUUUACAAUUGUUUAAAUGCCAUGUUGCCUCGUAUUUACAUAUUACCAAUUCGGAAUAAAUUUUUAAUUAAUAACGCACGUUUGUGAAAAUAUAAAUAUGGAAAAUGUAAAAAUAGAUCAUUUUCUUAUGCAAGGAAAAUAUGCGAUUUCAUGCGAUUAUUAUUUAUUUCCUGAAUUUGACAUGACAUUGACAUGAGUCUGUGAAAAAUGUUAUAUCGAGCAGAGAGAUAUGUCAUGCGUUAUUAAUCACGCUCAUGAACCUGUAAACUAGUGCAUCUAUUGUAAUUUGUACCCUGUAAUUACGAAAAUACAUUAUGUUAUCGCUUGAGCAUUGAGACAUCGAGUCAAUUUGUCUAUAAUUAAACAACAACUUGGUGUCAUUACCUUAUAUCAAACUACAGGCUCUUUUGCGAAACAAAUUCAAAGCAUUAACAUAUUUUACUAUAAAUGCAUUGUAUUUGCAUCCAUAUUUGCGAUUUAAGUAAUAAAAAAGAUUUAAUU